GCAACAUUUCGACUAUUUCCAAUCAAGAGAUACCUAUGACAUCGGGAACAUCUCGAAGACCUAUGUCGACGGAGGAUCAGAUGACAAAUAAUUAUUGGAUUUCCGGAGAAUAUUGCCAAAAUUACUCUCAAGGAGAAGACACACGCAAUUCUUGGACACAGUCGGUCUGCGCCAGGGAAGAGAGUGCAUCUCAUCAGCAAUAUCUAGUGGGUAGUCACGAAGCGUCUUCGCCUAACGAAGCUCUUAGUCAGAGAAACGAAGCUUGUCGAAGUGGAUCCGCCGACAACGGGUAUCAUUAUUAUAAUUUGCCCCAGCAACAAGAAGAGAGUAGCGCUUUCCAUCCGGACAACGGAGUCCCUUAUUAUAAUGCUUACAACCUGCAAGGACAAUACCGACAAAGAAAUGCGGAUGUCUCGCGACAUCACGUGCAGAACAGAAGCGACGUGGUAGUUUACUGCGAUGGUUAAAGUGAGUUCGAGUGCUCGACCCCGCCGCGUUGAUGGACAGUUUGAUUAUGUGUCUCGU
Molecule: messenger RNA, 525 nt
Organism: Centruroides sculpturatus (bark scorpion)
Lineage: Eukaryota; Metazoa; Arthropoda; Arachnida; Scorpiones; Buthidae
Exons: 5
Coding region: 36-467 (143 amino acids)
Source: RefSeq, a predicted model, not a curated record